Molecule: messenger RNA, 7959 nt
Organism: Alosa alosa (allis shad)
Lineage: Eukaryota; Metazoa; Chordata; Actinopteri; Clupeiformes; Clupeidae
Gene: jade2
Product: jade family PHD finger 2
Exons: 12
Coding region: 861-3464 (867 amino acids)
Biological process (GO): regulation of transcription by RNA polymerase II
Cellular component (GO): histone acetyltransferase complex
Source: RefSeq, a predicted model, not a curated record
GUGAAUUCUAAGUACGUCAUUAAUAUGGCGCCAAAAGAGUUUUAAGUAUGAGCUUAUUUUGUUGUAAGGUUGCAAGACUCCUUGUGUAUGCCUGUAACGUUAACGUUACUGUGCAAUCGCAUACGAAGGAGAGCACGAAUGAGGUAGCUAGAGGAAGAAACCACGAAGUCGAAAUGUUUUAAGCAGAACGUCUCGAAACUACGUUAGCCAGUUAGCCUCUGGUUUAUUCAGUUAUUGAAAAAUAUCGUCCUGGAUACACUUUCAAAUAAUCUGAGAGAGGCAGAGUCAUGUGAUUUGCAUUAACAUUACCUGAUGGAUACAAGACUAAACCUGAUACCAUCGAAAUGCGACAUGGUUUUGCAGUUUGAAUUAGUUAGCUUACCACGCUAGCCUGCUUAACACUAAUAUACAAGCUACAGAUACAAGCGAGGUUGCUGGUUCUUUCGAUUUAAUAACAUUAGCUUGCUAAUUUGGAUUACGCGUGAUACCCCGAGAAAGUCAGGCAACUGUAAUAUUAUUUAAACGAAGGCUGCGUAACCGUUCGUCGCAGUCUUCAGAGAAAAUGUGUUGAGUCGUGGAUAGAUCCUCCAGCUGAACAAGACUGGCGUAAGGACUUUAAUUUUCAUUCUUUGGAGAGCAUCUUGACUACGUGCUGUCACCGCAGCAGUUGGACUCUAACUAACGUUUGCACCAACGUAGAAAGUCAGUAUUGGCUAACCAGCUAGCUGUCUAGCAGCACUGGUAUUUCACUAGUGACUUAUCAUUGAAGCUACAUGUGUGUAGCUUCAAAUGGUAUCCUAAUAUCCCGACAUCGUCCAAGACGGAGGACGUUAUACUUUCUACAGUAAACUGGAACCAAGAUGGAGAGUGUGGGGAAGAAGAGGAGAAAGUAUUCCACUAGCAGCAAUGACUCGGACACCACUGACAGUCAUGUUACUUCCUGGUCAAAGUCUUCGAAGACGACUGGUACCAACAGCACAUGGGUUCGUCAAGAGCACAAGAAGCCCUCAGAGGUGUUCCGGACGGACUUCAUCACGGCCAUGAAGCUGCCUGACUCCGCUCAGCUGAGCACUGAGGAGUUUUACGUGCUGUCUGACCCCUGGAGGCAGGAGUGGGAAAAGGGGGUCCAGGUCCCUGCCAAUAUGGACACCAUCCCAGAGCCAGUGGUCAGAAUGCUUCCAGAGAGCAAUCGAAUCCCAUUCUACACAACGCCCCAUGCCAGGCUGUACACCGAGUCUGACUCACAACACCUUGGCGAGCCACCCACCCGAUACGACCUGGACGAUCUGGACGUCGCCUGGCUGGAGCUUGUCAACACAGAGUUUAGGGAGCUGGCACUGCCUGAGCUGGACGAGCUGAGCAUGGAGCGGGUGCUGGAGGAGCUGGAGAGCCAGUGUCAGGAGAAGAUGCAGCAGGCCAUCGAGACCGAGGAGGGCCUGGGCAUCGAGUACGACGAGGACGUGGUGUGCGACGUGUGCCGCUCGCCCGAGGGCGAAGACGGCAACGAGAUGGUCUUCUGCGACAAGUGCAACAUCUGUGUGCAUCAGGCCUGUUACGGGAUCCUAAAGGUGCCCCAGGGCAACUGGCUGUGCCGUACCUGUGCCUUGGGGGUGCAGCCCAAAUGCCUUCUGUGCCCAAAGCGGGGAGGAGCACUCAAGCCCACUCGCAGCGGAACCAAGUGGGUCCACGUCAGUUGUGCCUUAUGGAUCCCAGAGGUAAGCAUUGGCUGUCCUGAGAAAAUGGAGCCCAUCACUAAAGUGUCUCACAUCCCGGCCAGUCGGUGGGCUCUGUCCUGUAGUCUGUGUCGGGAGCACACAGGCACCUGCAUACAGUGCUCCAUGCCCUCGUGCAUCGUGGCGUUCCACGUGACGUGCGCCUUCGACCACGGCCUGGAGAUGCACACCAUCCUGGCAGAGAAUGACGAAGUGCGCUUCAAGUCCUAUUGCCUGGAGCACAGCUACAACACGGGCGCCACCUCGGCAGACCCCAGGUCCGAGCACCGGCCCGACAUGCCCACGCAGGACCGGCAGAAGGCCAGCCAGCGCAAGCAGAAGCUGCAGGAGCUGGAGGACGAGUUCUACCGGCUGGUGGAGCCGCGGGCCGUGGCUGACAAGCUGGGCCUGCCCGACGCGCACGUGGACUUCCUGUACCAGUUCUGGAAGCUGCGGCGGAAGGCGAACUUCAACCAGCCGCUGGUGGUGGCCAAGCGCGACGAGGUGGACAACCUGGCGCAGCAAGAGCAAGACGUGCUCUACCGCCGACUCAAGCUCUUCACACACCUGAGGCAGGACCUGGAGAGGGUGAGAAACCUGUGCUAUAUGGUGACACGACGGGAGAAGAUGAAGCACUCGCUCUGUGACGUCCAGGAGAAGAUCUUCCACCUCCAGAUUCAGCUGCUGGAGAAAGACCUGGCAGGAGAUAAAACUCUGAAAGGCGAGAAGGGGAGAAAGCAGAACGGUGUGAAGGAGCGGGCCAAAGACCGGCGGAGUGAGGCCACCAAGGAGCGCUGGAAGUCGGACAACGGCUCUCUGCUCAGGCAGCUGGGUGUCCCUCUGGACGGCUCUUUGUUUGACAGCUGGCUGGCGCAGUCGGUGCAGAUCACGGCGGACGACAUGCUGAGCCGCUGGACGCUGGAGGGCGAGCGGCGGGACCCCACGGCCAGCCUGCUGUCCCACCAGCUGCAGCAGGGCGAGCAGAACCUGCUCAACCUGAUGAUGGACCACUCCAUGCAGUCCGCCUGGAAGACCCCGCAGCUGGGACGCAAGGCCCGCACCAAGCCGCGCGCCAGGGCCCACAAGGACUCCACCUCCUCCUCAUCGUCAACCGCCACCUGUGGUGGGGCUCCCGUCGCUGCUGUGAAGGGCUUACGGGGUGUGUGCGAGGAAGCGGGUGGCUAUGGGUACGGGCAUGUAGGUCGGCUUCGGGCCUCCAGAGCCCUGUUGCAUCACCACCAUCACCACGCCGGCCACCACCACCACCACACCCGGCACAGUGCCGAGGCCCAACCAGAGCCCCUGCAGCCGCCCAUCUCCAAAAUGGACUCCUGUCACAUCUCGGACGAGAGGGGCCCGUGGCACCCGCACCCCAAGCAGCCUGCCGCCACGGUUCCCGAGCCCGGAGGAGUGGCGUCAGCGACACCGGAGAUCCCCGAGUCAGCGGUGGGUGUCGCUCCCGCGGGCAGACCGGCUCUGCGGCCACGAGUCACGCGACAGGGCAAGUCCCGAUCGAAGGGCGGCGGGCAGGAGAGCACGGAACCAGACCGUGACGCAGAGCGCACUGAGGAGCCGUCGCCGGCACUUCCUGUCACCGAGACCCCGCUGAUGAUGCCGACUGGCACGAACGGUUACUUCUCGGACGCUGAGCGGAACGGCAGUGACCCGCGUCCGACCAGCCGUAAACUCCGCCUUGGCCAGUUGCAUGCUGGGAACGAGGAAGUGUUGAGACGGAGCGUGCUGGCCUCCUGAGGACGGGGCCGCAUGUCUCCUGUUGCCAUGGUUACAGGCCCCACCCCACACCCAGCUUUCAACACAGUGUACACAGUUUUGGAUUCCUCUGUUUGCUUACUGUCUAUAGAUCGCUUUAUACAACCAAAUCUGUAUAACCCUGUCAAACUGCUAUCUGCUACAGUAAGGAACUGUUGUCUUAAUCCUUAGAUGGGUUAGUCCUUUGGCUGCAUUAAGGCAACAUAAUCAUUUGUGCUUUUGAAACAUCAAACAAAAAAAAGAAAACAAAGAAAAAAAUAAUGCUGUAUGUUGAACAUUAGAAUGAGAAUGGACCUCAGCGUAGCUGUUGUGUUCUUCUUUCUUCGUCAUUGGAUGUUGAAGUGGACAUGGGAAACCAUGUGAUCAGGCACAGUGGCAGCUUAUAUAAGGGUCCGAAGCCCUGGGGGAAGGGGAGGAAUCAUUAUGGGCAUUAUUUAGCUGGUUCAGGUUUGAUUCUUCCUCUGCGAAACUGACGAGUUGAAUUUGACAAAGUCCAGUGGAUGUGUCUCAUUUUCAAAGCCUUGUUGUUGAACUUGUACAGAGAAUAUCAGAUUUCUAAGACUAUAUUAAAAACAAAAAAAGCACAAUUAGUUCAACAGAGACUGUGGAACACUCGAAUCACCGACACACACACACACACACAAACACACACUUGCACACGCUCACACAGACAUGCAGGUGUAUGAGACCUGUAAUCAGUCACUCCUAUACAGAUGAAGAGAAAACAUCAAAGUGAAUCCUUCCUUGAUUCAUAGCCUAUUUAGUUGAAGUGGACAGUCUUUGAUAAGUCCACACAGCACUCUGAAUUCUCUCUCCCUUUGGCCCAAGCGUUCAUAUAUCAAAGCUAACCUUCAAUCUUCAAUUCUUCUUUGAUGAAAAGGUGCCUUCUGUCGUCCCCCCCCCAAAACAAGGUAAAUAAUCACGUGCUAAUGAAAUUUGUUACAAUCAUAGGAACAUUGAAAUGGAAAUCAGUAAACGAACAGCAGGUCCCAAUCUUCUUAUUGUAGUGCCUACAAUAUAUGCCUAAAAAUGUAUAUGAAUGCAGCGUUUGCCAUUUAUCAACCCAGCAAGAAACAAGACCACAAAAAUAAUGUACCCAAGCAAAUCGCUGCUAUGAAGUGAUCAAUACAAAAACCAUGCCUCCAAUUGGAGUAAUCAUAGGAUAAGUCUCUUAAGUCCAACAGGUGAAUCAUGCUCUUUGUAAAUGGCUUUUGUGCUCAUGCAUUUUUUUUUUUUUUCUUUUGCAAGUUGUAUUUUAUACUUAUAGUGGUCCAUGGUAUUUUCUCAGGGUUAUAGAUAUGAGGGUUGAAAACUCAAUCAAAGAGAAGUAAAGCAGAUAUUCAUAUUUUAUACACAAACGCAUAGAAAUGUUCUUUUGGCGAAAGUCACUGUUUGAAAUCUGACUACUGAGGGUGUUCUCUCUGAGCUAAAAGGCUUUUGUUUUUUUGGUUCUUUUUGUUUUUUGUUUUGUUUUAUUUUUGUUCUUGAUUUCCGCUUUGACAAUGCCAAAGAUCAGUGCGUUGACCACAACACCAUAAUAUAACGCUCUCCUGUGUCAAGAAGUUAAAACCUAACAGGCGUGUCUAUACAAUCCGACGGAGAGCAGUCCGUUUUCAUCUUCGAGCCGGCAGGGUGUUGCCGGGGCUGCAGGUCCCGUUCACCCACCACCACCAGUCGACCACCACGCUUGACCACCAGUCGACAAGCCCCCAGCUCCUGCAGCCCCUAAAACCCCAAUGGUCGUCACUACCACCACCACUGUCCGGCCACUCAUCACAGAACAAUCCUUCACCCUCUUACAGGGGGGCUCUCAAAGCUAUAAUUCAGAGCAGUGAGCCCCAACACACCACAAACAACACACCCUACAGUCUGGCUGGCUGCACCACUGCGCCACUACCAACACUGGCACUUCUGGGUUCUGUUUGGAACACUUCUGGGUUCUGUUUGGAACACAGCUGUUCUUCUGAUUCUCUUUUUGUUUUGCGUUUGUUCUUGUGAGGAUUCAGACCUCUGCAAGACACUAUGACCGUAUAGGCAGUGUAGUGAACCCUCUUCGGGUCUCCCUAUGCUCCAUUUGACAGUCCGAAUGGCCUUGGCCGGCUGACCCAGUCGCGUCGUGGGCAGGUAGGGGAGGAGAUGGAGACUGUGCCUCUCUGUCGUCCUCUAAAGCCACACACACACACACACACACACACACACACACACACCCCCCCCCACGGAUGGCUGUUUUAUUCAUUGCCAAGACAAUGAACCAUCAACAGAGUUCAGUGCUCGUAACUGAUUUUUCUUUUUUACUUUUAGUUUUGUAUAGUCCAUGUAGCCCGUGUCGCUCAGAGCUGACCGGUUCGUCGUAGAAAGCAGGUUUAGUAGCCGCAGCCUCACCGCUGCUCACAGAAAUGGUAGACUUGACUUUUACGUUUCUUCUUCACUUAGUCGUUUUUGUUUGUUUUUUCGUUGCAAGUAACUGGAGUCCAAGGGUCCUGCAGUGUAUGUGUGAACUCUGGACAGGGGACAAGGAGAGUGCGUCUUAGCGUCACAGUCCACCGUGCUGGGAGCAAGGGCUCUCUCCUUCUCCAGCUUCCGUUGACAGCUUUGAGGCGACCAUAGUCUCAAAGCCACACUCUCAUAGCUGCAGCCACCAGGCCCUCUCCUGUAUGAUUAGCUGCUUAGUCCCAGAUGGACAUUAACUCCAGGCUGUAGUAGUGAAACUGCCUUUAUCUGUUUUUUUAGUAUGCACCAACAGUUAUGUAUAAUACUGUACUACUACUAGCACCGCUGUUUAACCAACCCCCCUUCCUCCGCCCCAGUGUAAAAGGCUUUCUAGCUGUUACAUAUGCUUCAAACCGUAUGUCAUAUAACUAUAACAAUAACUUUGUACUCUCUCUUCAGUCCGACUGCUUCCGUACUGCCACACGUGCGCCGCCAACGCUUCCUCACGGCGAAGCCUUUUCUCUCUGGGGGGCCCGGUACCCCACAGAAGGAUGCUUCCGGCCUCCUACGACCAACACACACUCCUCCAUCAUCAUCUCCACGACCACUACCAGUAAAAGCACAGCAGGGAAAGCCGAUUGCAGAUGGAGAAGCAUCAUUUAGUGGGAGAGAUUACUGUUGAGGUACAGCGUUGUGAGACCUCUCGUUCCUUAAGGGAUAGUACGGGGUAAUCACAGCAGGCAGUAGCUCCUAGUGCAAGUGCAGUACUGUGACUUCACCUUAGGCAGUUGUGACUCCUCUCUCUGAGUGUCAGGUUUAACUUCUGAGAGCUCCAUGCAGAACUGGUUUGAGAGCUGCAGGGCGGUGGACGAUGGUCAGGACCAAAAGGCCACAGCAGAGACAUGUAUCUGUGUCCUGGAUAGGGGCCCCUUAUGCCUUCGUUGUUUCUUAGGCAGCUAACAGGCACUACGGGAACCAAUGCACUUAAUUCCACUUAACGUUCCUCUCCAUGCACUCAAUCAGAUUUGAUUUCCAACGUCAUUCAGACAGAAAGCGUUUUCUGCGGUUAAGGUGCACUUUUUUUGUUCGGUGGAAUCGAAAAUUGGCACAUGAAGUAAUUGCAUACCAUCUCCGAAAGGGUUCUGAGUUCGGCCGUUACUCCAGUUGAAUUUUCUCCAUCCUGCUGGCAUUUGACCUUUUCCCCCUGACCUUGACCUCUACCUGCAUGCACUCACAGACCUGCUCUCAGGUCCAAGCCUUGCACUCAGCUGCGGCACUCCUGUCAGUCAAUCUCCGCCUAAGCUUCAGUUUACUGUGCAGCUCCGUGCUUAUUUUGCCCCACCCUCCCAGAAACCCCCUCCACUCUCCGUUCAAAAACAACAACGAAAAAGCAAUCCGAUUGGGCCGUGACGUGUCAUCAUUCCACGCCGGCCCCUUUAUUCACUCUUCUGUCAGGCACAUGUUUCAUAUUCAGUCAGCAGUUGUUCUCUCUCUGACGUGAUCAGGAUCCGGCACGGGGGACUCGCUCCGCACAGCCGGAGGCCUCGCUGUCGAUCCUGUGAUCGCCGCCGUGUUUCCAUUCCGCGUGCGUUUUAGGCUCUGCGUCAGUUAUCGAUAUGAUAAAUAUGAAUGUUGCAGGAGUUUACCCUUCUGUAUUCUUUGUUUCAAAGAAUGUUGUGCCAUUUGUUAAUAGCAGAGAGAAAUAUUGAACAUAUAUUGAAAAAAAAAACGAAGAGCUAUUAUAAAUUAUUUUUUUGGCUUUUUUUGCUAUAUUUAUUUUCUUGUAUUAGAAUCUUCUUUGUAGGAGGAAAAAGAAAAAAAAUGUAUUUUUCAUUAGUGCAAGAACCUAUUUUUUCCUUUUUGUACAGUUUUCCAUGUUUAAGCAAUCUUUGAAGCAAUAUGAUGUUUCGAUGUUACUGUACCUGCAUGCUGUUUGUGUUGCCUUAACGACGGCUGUGUCUACUUUGGCCCCUCCCACCUGUCCAUUACUCGCCCGCACUCUGGCGUGGUUGACCAGUACAGUCAAUAAACCAGUGCUUUCUGUGUA